Messenger RNA from Fundulus heteroclitus (mummichog), 2418 nucleotides. RefSeq names its product lin-9 DREAM MuvB core complex component (gene lin9). The coding region runs from base 83 to 1726 and encodes 547 amino acids. Gene Ontology annotation, molecular function: DNA binding. Gene Ontology annotation, cellular component: nucleoplasm; transcription repressor complex. Gene Ontology annotation, biological process: DNA-templated transcription; regulation of cell cycle; regulation of transcription by RNA polymerase II. Lineage: Eukaryota; Metazoa; Chordata; Actinopteri; Cyprinodontiformes; Fundulidae. The record is from RefSeq and is a predicted model, not a curated record. The transcript is spliced from 15 exons.
CCUCGAAUCGCCCUCCACGCGGAUUCCCCACCCAGAAUGCAUUCUGACAACGUCUUUGAAAAAGCGGCGCGGCUAAUUCAAGAUGGCGGAGAUGGACCAGCUGUUAGACGAGAGUUCCUCAGCUGAGGCGCUCGUCAGUCUAAAAGAGGGCAGUUUGUCCAACACAUUAAAUGAAAAGAACAGCUUCACCAGAGCUCACAACACCAGGGGGCGACAUUCCUCCGUCACAAUGGACACGCCCACACGGAGUUCAAAGAGAAGCCGUUUGUUUCGGGAUGAAGAUGAGUCGCCCCAGCAGCGGAUCUCUUCCAGGUCUCCUCGGAGGAGCCAGAGGGUCAGCACUACACCACAGAAGUUUUCUAACAUCAUAACACCAGAUAAGAAGGCGUCGCAAAAAAUUGGGCUGAGAUUGAGAAACCUUCUAAAGCUACCCAAAGCUCACAAAUGGUGCAUUUAUGAAUGGUUUUAUUCCAACAUCGACAGACCUCUCUUUGAAGGUGACAAUGAAUUUUGCUUGUGCCUGAAGGAAACAUUUCCCAACCUGAAAACAAGAAAACUGACUCGAGUUGAGUGGGGAACCAUCAGGAGGCUGAUGGGCAAACCAAGACGGUGUUCGUCGGCCUUCUUUGCUGAAGAGCGAACGGCCCUGAGACAAAAGCGCCAGAAGAUGCGGCUUCUGCAGCAGAGAAAGUUGUCAGACGUGUCGACUUGCAAAGACCUCCCUGAUGAAAUCCCGUUACCGCUCAUCAUAGGAACGAAGGUCACGGCUCGUCUUCGAGGCGUCCACGACGGGCUCUUCACGGGGCAGAUCGACGCCGUCGACACCAGCGCUGCGACUUAUCGCGUCACCUUCGACCGCAGUGGCCUGGGAACUCACACCGUGCCUGAUUACGAAGUCCUGAGCAAUGAGCCCAACGAGACGAUGCCCAUCUCUGCCUUCGCACAGAAGCACCGGUCCACUCGCUACGUCCAGAACCUCAUGACUCCUCCUCGAGGGCCCUACCCGUCCGUUACCACUCCUGUUCAAAUGGACAGUGAUCCUCUUAUGAACGCUUCCCCAUGGAGGACCAAGCUGCCCAGUACCGAGGGAGAAACGCUGGGAGGAUUUCCUGUGAAAUUCCUGGUCCAAGUUACGAGGCUGUCGAAAAUCCUCAUGAUCAAGAAAGAGCACAUAAAGCACUUAAAAGAGAUGAACACAGAGGCAGAGAAACUGAAGUCGUACUCGAUGCCGAUUGACCUGGACUUCCAGAAGCGAUACGCCACCACUGUGCUGGAGCUGGAGCAGCUCAACAAAGAUCUGAACAAGGUGCUGCACGAAGUUCAGCAGUUCUGUUGCGAACUCUCUCCUGACCAGGGCAUGGUUCCGGCCGACCAUCCCACAGACCUGAGGCGGCGGUGCGAAGAAGAGGCCCAGCAGAUGGUGCAGCUGAGCAACACGCAGAGGGACGGCCAGCCGAGCGUGACCAACACCAGCCUCACACAGCUCAUCUCCCGCCUCACCGCGUUGCUCCUACAGAUAAAGUGUCUUGCAGACGGAGGAGAUCUGAAUUCGUUCGAGUUUAAGUCUCUAACGGACUCCCUGAACGACAUCAAAGCGUCGAUUGAUCCAUCCAACCUCAGUUGCUUUCAGAAUAACGUCGAAAUCCACGUGGCGCACAUCCAGAGUGGUCUCAGUCAGCUGGGCAACCUGCACGCGUUCGCUGCCAACAACACCAAUGCAGUCUGAGCGCGCGUCCCAGCAUCCUCCCUGCCGCACACGGGUGCACGGUCACCGUCCACGCCGUGGUGCGAGCCCAGGUUUGGACGAAGCUCGGCUCGGAUUCCCGAGGCUUUGAAUCGAAACGGAGGGAAGAUGUCGCUUAUUUUACCCGCUCGUUUUUAUUGUAUAAAAAUGUUUGUGCAAACCAACCGACACAAGCCUGAAACAGUCUUCUGUCUAUCACUAAUCCUUACCUUUUACCUGCCACGGUUCACAUCUCCAAACUCUUUAGGUGUUAUUUAUUGGUUUCCACGUGCCAAACAUUAAUUCUAACCGUUUUUAUAGUCUGUAUUUAUUUAUUUUUUUGCAUAGAUGUGUACGGUUGUGACACAAUAUUUGCUACGCCGUAACGUUUCCCCCCCCCGGUUGAGUGUUGUUCUGUCGCUCCACGACUGGCAAGCACAGGGAAAGCUAAAGAAUGUUUUAUAAAACCGAUUGUAGAUAAUUGUACAAUAUGUGAUUAUUAGGACUAUUGUCAACAUUUCUGCUGUAUGUUCAGAAAUGGCUUUUGUAAUUUUUUUUUUGUGUGCACUGAAAAAGAGAUUUUGGUAUUUUUAUAAAGGAGAGUUGUUGGGUUUCGAUGCCUUUUACUCCCUAAGAUCUUAGCAUUUUCACCUCAGGCUUGGCUGCUGCUGCAACCCCCCAAACCGCACCCAACA